Messenger RNA from Miniopterus natalensis, 1428 nucleotides. The record is from RefSeq and is a predicted model, not a curated record. Lineage: Eukaryota; Metazoa; Chordata; Mammalia; Chiroptera; Miniopteridae.
CGCUUUCCUCAGGGACUCUCCUGUCUUUGGAACAUCUGGCCCAGCACUGGGAGAAUCCAGGACCUAAGGGACAUGCACUUCCUUUGUGUUCUUCACCACUGGCUUCAGGCUCUAGAAAUUCUGCACAGGUCAUGCGAAGAGCAAAGCACUUCUUUUCCCUCUUUGCCAACAGGUGGAUCUUGAGCGUACCUUCACGUUUCGGAACUCGAAGCAGACCUACUCGGGGAUUCCCAUCAUCGUGGCCAACAUGGACACCGUGGGCACGUUUGAGAUGGCAGCGGUGAUGUCUCAGCACUCCAUGUUCACAGCGAUUCACAAGCAUUACACCCUGGAUGACUGGAAGCUCUUUGCCACUAAUCACCCAGAAUGCCUGCAGCAUAUUGCCGUGAGCUCCGGCAGUGGGAAGAAUGAUCUGGAAAAGAUGAGCAGCAUCCUGGAAGCUGUGCCGCAGGUGAAGUUUAUUUGCCUGGAUGUGGCCAAUGGCUAUUCGGAGCAUUUUGUGGAAUUCGUGAAACUCGUCCGUACCAAAUUUCCAGAGCACACCAUUAUGGCUGGGAACGUGGUGACAGGAGAGAUGGUAGAAGAGCUGAUUCUUUCCGGAGCAGAUAUAAUCAAAGUGGGAGUUGGACCAGGCUCUGUGUGCACCACCCGCACCAAGACAGGGGUGGGCUACCCCCAGCUGAGUGCUGUGAUAGAGUGCGCCGACUCUGCCCAUGGCCUGAAGGGGCACAUCAUCUCUGAUGGAGGCUGCACGUGUCCAGGAGAUGUCGCCAAAGCCUUUGGAGCUGGAGCAGACUUUGUCAUGCUGGGAGGGAUGUUUUCGGGCCACACCGAAUGUGCUGGAGAGGUGAUCGAGAGGGACGGGCAGAAACUCAAGCUCUUCUAUGGGAUGAGCUCUGAAACGGCGAUGAAGAAGCACUCGGGAGGGGUCGCCGAGUACAGAGCCUCUGAGGGCAAGACUGUGGAAGUGCCUUACAAAGGGGACGUAGAAAACACGAUUCUGGAUAUUCUCGGGGGACUGAGGUCGACCUGCACCUACGUGGGGGCCGCCAAGCUCAAAGAGCUCAGCAAGAGGACCACGUUCAUCCGGGUGACCCAGCAGCACAACACGGUGUUCAGCUAACCUGCGGGUGAGGUGCGGUCCUGGUCACGGAGCUUCCACACACGCUGCGUUCACAUCUCCUGUUACAGCAGAGCUUUGGCUGCUCCCGAGCGGCCAAUGCUGCCUCCUCUCCUCCUGCCGCCUGGAGGCGCUGGGGCUCCCCUAGUGCCUUUCGGGGGGCUGGAAGCAGAGCACUGAUAUGGUCAGCUGAGCCCAGCUGCCCGGAACUCAUAACCUCAUUGUUAAAACUAACACUCGUACCUUUUUCUUUCUUUUUUAAAAAAGAAAAUGGUUUCACUUUAAUAUAAUGCUGUUAUCUUGAGACU